Messenger RNA from Rotaria sp. Silwood2, 492 nucleotides. The record is from the annotation of a GenBank genome assembly. Lineage: Eukaryota; Metazoa; Rotifera; Eurotatoria; Philodinida; Philodinidae.
AUGAAAACCUAUAAUUUUCGGAUUAAUCGACCCAAACUUGGUGAUGGAUUCUUUACAAAACUUCAUCUGAGAGAAUUCUCAGAUGAUCAAAUUAUUCAAUCAAAAACAAAAGCUUCACCAAAAACAAGAUGGCUCCGUGGUAUUGCUGGUCACAUACAACAAGUUAUCUUUCGAGCAACAGCUGACCGCGCCAAAGGUCAAAAACGUAUUGGAAAAAUUGCUCUCUCCAAUGCUGCUGUUGUAGCAUCAUUAGAACAGAUUGGAAUUACAAACAAAUGGGUGGCUUGUCCUGAUAUAAUUCAACUGCUCAAUCUUCAUACAUCAUUUAUCAAGGGAGAGUAUAUGAAAAAAGCAAGUAGAAUUGAAUUCAAACAGGUUCAAAAAAUAUUUCACUAUUUUGAUAAUCAAAAUAGAUCUUGCCAAACACAGAUUGCAAAUUUCUUAUUUUUUCGAUUUCUCAAAGAGACGGUUCUUGUACAGCACAUGAAUUAA